Molecule: messenger RNA, 1809 nt
Organism: Durio zibethinus
Lineage: Eukaryota; Viridiplantae; Streptophyta; Magnoliopsida; Malvales; Malvaceae
Source: RefSeq, a predicted model, not a curated record
UUAUCUUUCUUUAAAAAAAAAUUCUCUCAAAAGAUCUUUCCUUUUUUUCCGUCUUUGAUUCAAAAUUUCCAACACCACUACUUUAGAGUUUUAAUUUAGCAUCUUCUCAUUUGUUUUUUUUUUUUUUUGGUUGAAAAAAAGAUGAUUAGCAUGAGAAUUAUGGGUUGGAAUUAGAGAUACCCAGAUGCCGAAUUUAUAAAUUGAAUCACUUAGUUGUAUUAAGUUCGGCUGGACGCUAAAUCAUGCUCUGUGAUUUCUUUUUUUUUUUUUUUAUAAAACUUUUGAAGUUUUAAUUUUUAAAUUUCAAUUGAAUUUUGAAUUUCGGGAAUGAACCCCCCCUUUUCUUUUUAACAUAACGAUGUUUAUAUUAUACAUAUGAUUCAUGUGUAAUUUAGAGAUAUUUUGCUAUGAAGCUUGAUGAAACUCGGCAUUUAGAUUGCAAAUAACUUAUGUUGUAUUAGAUGAUAACGGGAAAUUGAGGGGAUUUGGCUGCUGAUUCCAGAUUAAGUUGUGAAUAAUGCCAGCAAAACCAGGGAAUAAAGAUCAACGGAUGGACCAUGGUGCUCAAAGUGUGUUGCAGUCAACUGCCUACUCUGAGCCCUGGUGGAAAGGAGUUGCGCCUAACCCCUUUGGUGAAGCUGCCUCAAAGUCAACUUUUAUAGAACAACUAAAGGGUUCAGUGGCAGAUGGAGCUGUGCAUUCACAGGCUCAUGGUGGCAUGGGAAAUGGGGAUAUUGAUGCAGUCAUAGUUUUGGGAUCAGAUGGGAGAAAUGGACAAGAUCGUCAACAUCUCAAGCAUGUUCCUUCCAAGGGACCCGUUUCUUUUGGUGAACACCUUGAACCAAAUUCCCAGAUGGAACUAGUUGGUCACUCAAUUGUCUUGACAUCUUAUCCCUAUUCAGAUCCACAAUAUGGUGGAAUACUGACUUCAUAUGGGCCACAAAUGAUGGUGUCACCACAUCUAUAUGGAAUGCUUCAUGCCAGAAUGCCUUUGCCUCUUCAAAUGGAAGAGGAGCCUGUUUUUGUAAAUGCAAAGCAAUAUCAUGGCAUUUUGAGACGAAGACAAAUACGUGCUAAGGCUGAGCUUGAAAAGAAAGUCAUUAAAGUUAGAAAGCCAUACCUUCAUGAGUCCCGGCAUCUACAUGCUAUGAGAAGGGCUAGGGGUUGUGGAGGUCGUUUUCUUAAUACAAAGAAGGUGGAUGAUGAUGUUACCAGUUCCACCUCAGAAAAGGGCAUUAAUUCAGAUGAAAACGUUUCAACCAAAUCAGCUCACUUAUCUCAGUCAGUGUGUGUGUCUGCUAAUGGUACUGGAAAUUUGAAUUCCUUCUAUGUUCAGCAAGAAGGAAAUGGGUCACUAGUUCAGGAUAUGCACAAAGCACAGCCUUUAGCUAAUGGUAACAGCAAUGGUCGUGGUUUGUCAUUGGCAUACCACUCAUCAUCUAAUGAUGCUGUAGAGGGUAACUACUUUGGCCAGCAGAGGGAUAUUGUGGAAGGGAAUGGGGCCCCUUCAAUUAAUUGAAAUUCCCCCUUGAGGCAAGGUCUUGGGUGGCAGAAUCCCUCCCAGAGUGUUGUUCCUCAGGCAAUUCAUUCUUGGCUUUGGUUACUCAUGGUUAAAGGGUUAUUAUGGGAGGAGAUAUGCGGUCGUUGGUCUUUUAUCUUCAUCCGCUAGUAGUUGGACAUCCCUCCCAUUGCCCUCUUUGUAAAAAGAUAAAUAGGUGUUGUAUCUAACAAGUAAUGUGCUAAAUUUUAAGCAACUUACAUUUUAACGUGUCAAAGAGAGUGAGACUUGUGUAUGACUGAGGAGGAGUU